AAAAAUAUAGCUUUUAAAUAUUCUACGCAACUUGUCUUUUGUAACAUUGGACAAAUUUGAAAGAAUAAAUUUUAGAAAAAUAUGAAUCAUAGGAGUAUCGUUUGCAAUAGCUGAUAUACCAAGAUAUAACGAAGGAUUACCGUCCUCACGGAUUUAUUUUUAUUACAACGUUUGCUCACAAUCAGAGAAUAAAUCAUUAACUUUCUUUACUUUUUAAAAUUCUAAUUUAAAUCGCGUUACGCUGCUAACAUAAUUACCAACGUUUAAAACGUGAUACGUGACUUCGUCUAUGUCGAAUAAACUAUCGAUUGUUAAUGGCAAUAUUUGUUAUUAUGUGAUUAUAUGUAUCCACGUCAAAAUGGCAGAUAUCUCGUUCUCUAACCGUGCCUAUUUUAAGAUUAUGUCCCAUGCUGCUAAGUAUCCUCAUUGUGCAAUAAAUGGAUUAUUGUUGGCCAAACAGAAGAAUAAAAGCGAUAGUAAAUCCGUAGAAUUACAUAUCGAAGAUGUAAUUCCACUAUUCCAUAUCUGUCUUCAUGUAUCGCCUAUGGCAGAAAUCGCAUUAACCAUGGUUGAUCAAUUUGCUACAAGCAAAGGUUUAAUAAUUGCAGGUUAUUAUCUUGCAAAUGAAAACAUAAAUGAUUUAAGUACAGAUAAACCUGCUCAUAGAAUCGCAGACAAAAUAGCAGAAAACCAUGGAAAUGGUCUACUUGUUGUGGUAGACAAUAAAGAACUUCCAUUCGGUCAGAAUACUUUGAGAGUGUCUCAAUACAUUGAUGGCAAAUGGAAGCUUAAAGACACAGAUGUAUUUGAGAUUGGACCUGCAAAUUUGGUAGCACUAUAUUCUUUAAUAAAAAAAGAUCUGUGUAAAAAUCUUGUUGAUUUUGACAAUCAUCUGGAUGACAUUUCUCUCGAUUGGCAGAAUCGGAAAUUUAACAAGAUUAUAGAUGAGGCUCUAGAAACUAAUCAGCUCAGUGAGGAGGAUAUGCUCCUAUGAUCAAGUAUGUAACUUGCAUCUCCCCAUAACCCAAUAAUGACUGUGCCUAAUUGGUCAGGGGACGAAAAACGGCCAGUGGCAAUCGGUGCUGAUUCAUGUAAAGUAGAAUGGUCAAGUAAAAUAAAAACCACGUUCAACUCUCAA
This is a messenger RNA of Hylaeus anthracinus, 1138 nucleotides long. It is a transcript of the gene EMC8-9, whose product is annotated as ER membrane protein complex subunit 8/9 homolog. The record is from RefSeq and is a predicted model, not a curated record. The transcript has 6 exons. Lineage: Eukaryota; Metazoa; Arthropoda; Insecta; Hymenoptera; Colletidae. Gene Ontology annotation, cellular component: EMC complex. Bases 290 to 994 code for a protein of 234 amino acids.